AUGAGUUUCACAUGGGAAAAGCAAUUAGGUUCAAAGCCAUAUGGGUCGAAUCAACAUGUCUUGUGCAAGUCCCCAAUAGUUCAUGUCGACCAAAAAGAUGAACUCAAGAAAGUGCUUGCUAAAAAACCCAAGAAUCAAUGGAGUUACACACUUGUUCUUCAAUUCACAUUGCUAAAAAACAUAGUCAUAACAACAACAAUCCCUUCUUCACCAUCCCCACAUAUCUACAAACCCUCACCACCCUCCACCAAACACCAUUCAUGCGUCCCUUGCUCGACUAUCCUCCCUUCCUGCACCACCCCUAUACUAUCCACCCCCCUCACUGUCGCCAGCCUGUGCGCCACUACAACCGUCGUCCUCCCCCUCAUCACCCUCUCCAGCGCCUCCUGCAAAACCAGCUCCGACUCCGCAUCCAACGCGCUCGUCGCCUCGUCCAAAAGCAAAAUCGCCGGAUUCUUCAAAACCGCCCUCGCAAUUGCUAUCCUCUGCCUCUGCCCUCCCGAAAGCUGCACUCCCUUCUCCCCCACUUGCGUAUCGUACCCUCGCGGCAGCCCGGUUACAAAAACGUGCGCGUUCGCCGCCCUCGCCGCCUCCACCACUUCCCCUUCCGUCGCCCCUUCUUUCCCGUACGCGAUAUUCUCGAAAAUGCUGCCGGAAAACAAAACGGGCUCUUGCUGA
Molecule: messenger RNA, 678 nt
Organism: Striga asiatica
Lineage: Eukaryota; Viridiplantae; Streptophyta; Magnoliopsida; Lamiales; Orobanchaceae
Source: the annotation of a GenBank genome assembly